UCAGUUCUAAAACAAUAUAUCUCAGCUGAUAAUAAACAAACAAUUGAAUAAUUGACACACAGCUGAUGUAUGUUGGGUAUAUUGGGUCAACCACAGCUGAUUCCACUCUGGCUUAGAAUCAAUGGCAUUACUAAAAGGAGGACUUUGAGGAGUGAUGUUUUUGGAAACAGAAACCGAAAAAGAUGUCUGGACGAGGAAGAGUUAGAGCAAGGGGCCCAGGGAGAAGAGCAGGCCCAGUGAGAGGAGCAGUGAGAGGUGUAGUAGUGAGAGGAGCAGGAGUAGUGAGAGGAGCAGGAGUAGUGAGAGGAGCAGGAGUAGUGAGAGGAGCAGGAGUAGUGAGAGGAGCAGGAGUAGUGAGAGGAGCAGGAGAAGUGAGAGGAUCAGGAGUAGUGAGAGGAGCAGGAGUAGUGAGAGGAGCAGGAGUAGUGAGAGGAGCAGGAGUAGUGAGAGGAGCAGGAGUAGUGAGAGGAGCAGGAGUAGUGAGAGGAGCAGGAGUAGUGAGAGGAGCAGGAGUAGUGAGAGGAGCAGGUCCAGGGAGAAGAGCAGGCCUAAGGAGAGGGCAAGGUAGAGGUAUAAGAAUGCGUGGUGGUGGCAUUCUAAGGGCUACAAGGGCAGUGGUGAGUGAUGGAAUUCGUGCCACUAUCAUUGACCAUGUGAUAAACCACGGUCUUUCACUAAGGGAGGCUGGUGAAAGAGUACAGCCCAAUUUGGGGCGGUCAACGGUUGCGUCAAUUAUACGCAUCUUUCAACAAACCAACAGAAUGCAACGUCUUCCUCCCUCUGGGGGAAGAGGUAAGCUCCUUAAUCAUCAACAAGAGCUUGCCAUAGUAGAUAUGGUUGUUGCAAAUAACGCAAUUAAACUGCAUGAGAUUCAAAGCAGAAUUUUGGAGGACCAAGAGAUAUUUCACAAUAUCAAUAGCAUCAGCCUCGCAACCAUUACGCGGACAUUGUCCAAACACAGAGUGCGGAUGAAACAGCUCUACACUGUUCCCUUUGAGAGGAACAGUGAGCGAGUCAAGGUGCUACGACAACAAUAUGUCCAGAGAGUUAUGGAAUUGGAGGCCAACCAGGCCCCUCAUGAAUUCGUAUACGUGGAUGAGGCAGGAUUUAAUCUGGCCAAAAGGCGUCGACGUGGAAGAAAUGUCAUUGGAAAAAGGGCCACAGUUGAUGUUCCUGGACAGAGAGGGGCAAAUAUCACUAUGUGUGCGGCAAUUUCAAAUGCAGGAUCACUCCUCCACAAAUGUCAGGUUGGACCUUACAACACCGAGCGCCUCCUUGCUUUUCUCGAUGAUCUCCACCAGCGCCUGGUUCCAGAGCAGGAUCAGGAGGGUGAAAACAGGAGGACCUUCGUUAUCACCUGGGACAACGUGGCCUUCCAUCACUCACAAGCAGUUACAGCAUGGUUUGAGGUCCACCCAAGACUGAUUCGUCUAUUUCUUCCACCCUAUUCACCUUUCCUCAACCCCAUAGAGGAGUUAUUUUCUACAUGGAGGUGGAAAGUCUAUGACCAUCAGCCACAUGACCAGUUGUCCCUCCUUGAAGCCAUGGAUGCUGGCUGCAGGGACAUCACAGUUGAUGAUUGUCAAGGGUGGAUCAGGCAUUCCAAGCGGUUUUAUCCAAGGUGUAUCGCCUUGGAUAACAUCAGAUGCGAUGUGGAUGAAAACUUGUGGCCUAACCCUGAAGAUCGCAGGGAUUAGAUAAAGGAAUUUUGUGUUUUUUUUUAGUUCUCCCUUUUUACUGGGCUUUUUGCUGUUGCUUUUUUGUUCAUGGAUAUUUUGUUAACUUUACAGUAAACGAUACUGUAAAACGUUUUCUGUUGUAUCAUACUGUAAACAGUAUUUCUACUAUACCUCCUGUAGUAAACAGUAAAGAAAAAAAAACUGAUUCGCUUUUUACUGGAAUGCUUUUGAAUGUGAACAUUACAUGUGGAUAUACAGUACAGUUCCCAACCAAAAAAUU
Molecule: messenger RNA, 1959 nt
Organism: Gadus macrocephalus (Pacific cod)
Lineage: Eukaryota; Metazoa; Chordata; Actinopteri; Gadiformes; Gadidae
Exons: 3
Coding region: 183-1697 (504 amino acids)
Molecular function (GO): nucleic acid binding
Source: RefSeq, a predicted model, not a curated record